UAUUACUUACUCCUGGCAAGAAUAUUGUAUGUAUACUUUUUACUUUGCCUAAUAAAUAUUAUUAAUAUUAUUAUUAUUAUUAUAAAUGCUGAGGGCAGGAUGAAACAUGUUGUUAAAUUAGGAAAUAUAUAUCGCUGACUUCAUUGGAACAUACUUGCAUCUAGGUAUAUAUCCAUUAUCAAAUGGUAGAAACAGUGCUCAAAUAAUGGCUAAAUGAUGUAAAGAUCGUACAGGGCAUAUCAAGAAAAACUUUGUUAUCAAUAGUUUAGAAAAGUGCCCCUGGUGAGAGUGGAACCUGCUACCUGCCUGAAGUGUAUAUCUUUUAAUUUUUGUUCAUUAUUCAAGUCUAUACUGCCAGAGGGUUUCUUUAAGUCAGUUUUGAUGAAUAAAUACAUAGAACAUUACCGUAAUGCUAAAAUACAAGAAACAUUUUGUGGCAAACAUGAACUACACAGGUCAGGCUCAAACAAAAGUUAAAAUCAAGUAAACAUCUUUUAAGUCAUUAUUGAAUGUUUGUUUUCCAAAAGGUUCUGACAGUCUUCUCGGCGUCAAAUUACUACGAAAUUGGAAGUAAUCGAGGAGCUUACAUCAAGUUAGGCCAAGACUUGAAGCCCCAUCCUGUACAGUAUAUGUAUGUUGAGACUACAUCCACUAAACCACUCACUGCUAGGCAAAGCUUAAGCGUUAUUGAAGAAUCAGCCUUACGGAAUGUACGAGAGAAAGUAACUGCAAACAAAUCAACCCUCCGUGAAGCUUUCAAUACCUACGAUCCUAAUGAAACAGGUAGGCCUACUGCAGUUCUUGGCCUUGUUACACGUGAUUGGGUAGGCCUACUGCAGUUCUUGGCCUUGUUACACGUGAUUGGGUAGGCCUACUGCAGUUCUUGGCCUUGUUACACGUGAUUGGGUAGGCCUACU
Messenger RNA from Anneissia japonica, 917 nucleotides. RefSeq names its product serine/threonine-protein phosphatase with EF-hands 2-like. Bases 510 to 869 code for a protein of 119 amino acids. The record is from RefSeq and is a predicted model, not a curated record. Lineage: Eukaryota; Metazoa; Echinodermata; Crinoidea; Comatulida; Comatulidae. The transcript is spliced from 2 exons.